UCAAACAAUUUUUUUUUUUUUUUUGGGAAAUUUGGUUCAAGUAAAUGCUAACGGUUUUUUCUCUUCUAAUUUUUUUGCAAGUGUUUUUUAUUUAUUUUUUUUAUUUUUUGCGCUUCCUUCUCCUAUGUGACUUUGUUUUUUCACCGAAAAAGCUGGGGAUUCAUCGGCGAACAAGGGACACUUGUACCCCUCUUUUUUUUUUCUUUUUCCAAUAAAGCUCAAAAGAUGGUUGUUCGCAUUCGUCUUGCACGCUAUGGUCGUCGUAAUUUACCAUUCUACCACAUUGUAGUUGCUAAUGCACGUACAGCUCGUAAUAGUAGACCCAUUGAAAAGAUUGGAACAUAUAACCCCAUUGCUGAUGCAUCAGGCAACAAAUUAAUCAAUUUAAAUUUUGAACGUGCUAAGUAUUGGUUAACUGUUGGUGCUCAGCCUUCAGAAACUGUUGAGAAAAUAUUAGUCAAGGCUGAUUUAAUACCACAAGCACCUAAACCUUGGAUGGAAAAAACAUUAAACACAUUAAAGGAAUCCAAAGAAACCCUUGAAUGAAUUAAUGAUUUAGACACCUCUAGUAAACCAUGUACAGACCAUUAAAGAAAAAAAAAUUGAAUUUUAGCUUUUAGAAAUCAUGAUCAAUUAAAAGUAUUUUUUUUUAUCAAUUCCAAAAGAUGGCAGAAAAUUCAAAAAAAAAUAAUAAUAGCAAAGUCAUAGAUUACUCUAUUUGUUAGCUUGAUAAAAAAAAAGGCCAAAACAGAAUAAACCCCCUUUUUAAUGUUAUGCGUUCGCUUAAUUAUUACGCAGACAAAAAAAAAUGUAUCUUGAAGACGUAGAAAAAAUGUUGAAUCAUAUUUAUUUUAUUUAAUUGAUACAUGCAUAAUCAAGACUAUGUGCUCGGUAAUAUUGAAUUAAGAAACCUUAAUAAUUGAUUUUAUAUAUGAC
This is a messenger RNA of Cokeromyces recurvatus, 936 nucleotides long. Its product is annotated as 30S ribosomal protein S16. The record is from RefSeq and is a predicted model, not a curated record. Gene Ontology annotation, cellular component: mitochondrial small ribosomal subunit; ribosome. Gene Ontology annotation, biological process: mitochondrial translation. Lineage: Eukaryota; Fungi; Mucoromycota; Mucoromycetes; Mucorales; Mucoraceae. The transcript has 2 exons. The coding region runs from base 226 to 546 and encodes 106 amino acids. Gene Ontology annotation, molecular function: structural constituent of ribosome.